Messenger RNA from Psylliodes chrysocephalus, 1086 nucleotides. The record is from the annotation of a GenBank genome assembly. Lineage: Eukaryota; Metazoa; Arthropoda; Insecta; Coleoptera; Chrysomelidae.
UGUCGGUGACGUCUUUUGACAAAUUAUUUUUUUUUCUUUUUUCAGGUUAAAUUAAAAACUAUGAAAUAUUUUAUAUUUUUUGUUCUUUUUGAAACUUCUCUAGCAGCGACGCCACUGGUUGUAAACACUUGGAACUUUCAAAAUGCGACUAAAGAAGCUUGGAGUGUAUUAUCAGAAGGUGAGAAAAAUAAACAAGACUUGACAGUUGAAGCGCUAGCAGUGGGAUGUAAAACAUGCCAAGAUGAACAAUGUGACACUACAGUUGGUUUUGGGGGUUCCCCUGAUGAGAAUGGAGAAACAACCUUGGACGCUAUGAUAUUUGAUGGAAAUACUAUGGAUAUGGGGGCUGUAGGAGGCCUUCGAAAGAUAAAAGAUGUUAUAAAUGUAGCUAAGCAUGUUUUGGAGAAUACUGAACAUUCAUUUUUAGCAGGAAGCUUGGCUACUGAUUUUGCUAAAAAAUUUGGUUUUAUAGAAGAAUCAUUAGAAACCAAUUUUUCGUUAAAUUUAUGGAGUGAUUGGAAAGAAAAUAAUUGCCAGCCUAACUUUUGGAAGAAUGUCGAACCUGACCCAAAAACGUCUUGUGGUCCGUACAAAGCUAAAGAAGAAAGGUACCUCAAUGAAGUACUAAAAAACCAACCAAACCAAUACAAUUCAAGAAAUCAUGACACUAUUGGUAUGAUAGUUAUUUCAGGAAACGGCCAUAUUGUUGCAGGAACUUCGACCAAUGGUGCGAAGUUUAAAAUCCCUGGGAGGGUUGGAGAUUCACCAAUACCUGGUGCAGGUGCUUAUGCAGACAGUGAUGUGGGAGCAGCAGUUGCAACAGGGGAUGGUGAUCUCAUGAUGAGAUUUUUACCAAGUUUUUUAGCGGUUGAAAAGUUAAGAGAUGGUAUUUCAGCCCAAAAAGCUGCGACGAUGGUAAUGUCCCGUAUUUCACAGAAGUAUCCAAAGUUUUUUGGAGGCUUAGUUGUAGUAGAUAAAAAAGGAAAUGUCGGAGCUGCUUGUAAUGGAAUGGAAAAAUUCCCGUACACGUUAGCAAACGCCCAAUAUCCAGAAGGCAUAAUUAAAUAUGUGACAAGUUGUACGUAA